AUGGGCCUCUACAGCGCAUCAUGCCAUGAAAUCUCGGAACAGAUACACCAAAGCCGCUCCGCAAGACUCCAAUCUUCCAAUGUGUUUGCAAGAAUAUGGUACAAUUUGAAGUAUAAGAUUCUGGACUACGUGAUAGACCCCAUCAUAACCUUCACAAGGUGUGUAGAGCUCGCUUGCAUAUUCUUGCCGUUGCUUCUAAGCUAUCCCAUUUGUCUCUAUGAUCGAAAACGUCAAACUGGAGCCAAAUUAUGGUACAGAUACAUCAGAUGGUCAGCCGAAAUUGCAGGCGCCUCUUUCAUCAAAUUGGGCCAAUGGGCUGCCACAAGGGCCGACAUUUUGCCUAAGGGAAUGUGUGAGGAGUUGAACAACUUACACUCCAAUUCCAAAGCCCACAGCUUCCAUCAGACCAAGAAAAUUGUCAGUGCAAGCUUUGGAAACCACAGUUUCGAGGAGAUUUUCGAGGAAUUUAACGAGACCCCUGUGGGAGUUGGUGCAAUUGCCCAGGUGUACUUGGCGAAAAUCAACCAGAAGUUUAUUAAGGAGGUGACCGACGACGAGGAAAAAAUUGCUCUGCAAUUAAAGUUCAAUAAGAAUCCAGACAACCAAAGCAGGUAUAAGUCGAUCCUAGAAAAGUUCAUUAUCCAAGAUGAUCCACUCAAAUCGAACCAGCAAGUGGCCAUCAAGGUGCUACACCCAAAUGUCGAGGUCAAAAUACGUCGAGAUUUAAAGCUCAUGAGGUUUUUUGCCAACUUCAUCAAUGCAAUACCCACCAUGGAAUGGCUCUCUCUACCGGACGAAGUGGAUCAGUUCGAAAUACUCAUGAGGUUACAGUUGGAUUUGAGAAUCGAAGGAUACAAUCUUGCAAAGUUCAGAUACAACUUCAAAGACAAACCUGAUAUCCAUUUCCCCAAACCAUAUCUUUCUUUCACCAGUCGAUGUGUGCUAGUGGAAGAGUACAUGCAUGCCAUUCCGUUGGAAAAGCUUCUUUCCAUACACAAAAACUUUGGGCAAAAUCUUUCCAAGGAAGUGAGUGAUAAAGGACUUGAUUCGUUCUUGCAGAUGUUGAUUUUGGAUAACUUUAUUCACGCUGAUUUGCACCCAGGAAACAUGAUGGUUAGAUUCUACAAAAACACCCAUUACCAGCAUAAAAAGGAGUAUAAGAUCAUCAAGAGCUCCAACGAAAGCGAGACCAAUAAGAUCACUGAAGAAUUUCUUAAUCUCCCUGACGAUCAAGACUUGUGGUGUGAAAAGCUCCACGACCUCUACCACCAAGGAUACCAUGCCGAAAUCUGUUUUCUCGACGUAGGAAUUGUGACCGAGUUGAACCAGGUGGACCGAGUGAAUUUCAUUGACUUGUUCAAAGCUCUUUCUGAUUUUGAUGGAUAUAAAGCAGGGGAAUUGAUGAUUGAACGGUCCCGUACACCAGACUCGGCCAUUGACACCGAGUUGUUUGCCAUGAAAGUUGAAAAGCUCGUGGACCGAAUGAAACAAAGAACGUUUGCAUUGGGGAAUUUGAGUAUUGGUGAUCUCCUUGAACAGGUGAUGACAAUGGUCCGGAAACAUCAUGUUAGAAUGGAAGGGGACUUUAUUAGCAUAUUGGUAGCGAUAUUACUACUCGAGGGAAUUGGAAGACAAUUGGACCCCGGCCUCGAUUUGUUUGCAAGGUUCGUAUACGCGAUGAUCUUUGACUACGAUGUUGAAAAUUACUAA
Messenger RNA from Yamadazyma tenuis ATCC 10573, 1710 nucleotides. RefSeq lists its product as uncharacterized. NCBI's taxonomy places the organism in Eukaryota, Fungi, Ascomycota, Pichiomycetes, Serinales, Debaryomycetaceae. Gene Ontology annotation, cellular component: mitochondrion. The record is from RefSeq and is a predicted model, not a curated record.